Messenger RNA from Caenorhabditis briggsae, 354 nucleotides. Lineage: Eukaryota; Metazoa; Nematoda; Chromadorea; Rhabditida; Rhabditidae. Bases 1 to 354 code for a protein of 117 amino acids. The transcript is spliced from 3 exons. The record is from RefSeq and is a predicted model, not a curated record.
AUGAUGUGGGGAUGGACGAAUGCUCAAGCGGUGGAGUAUACUGGAAUUCUUCAAGCAGUUAAUGGCCUGGUUGUGGUUUUGGUGUACGCCUUAUUCGCUGUUAAAUUGGGAGAUUACAUCUCACAAGCUCGCGAACGAAUCUUCACAAUUUUCGGACUGGCACUUGGUGUGUUAUAUCAUGUGGUCACUUUUCCUUACCCAUGGGGUAAAGAUUUGCAUUUCGAGCUUAAAAAUGUUACGGUACAUGGGAAAAAUAAAACAGAGGAGUUGGGCUGCAAUCCGGAAAAGUAUAGAUGGCGUGGCUAUACUAAGGUUGAUCGAUUUCAUCAAAUAGCAAAAUUUCAGAAAAAUUGA